Messenger RNA from Salarias fasciatus (jewelled blenny), 3948 nucleotides. RefSeq names its product serine/threonine-protein kinase BRSK2-like. Lineage: Eukaryota; Metazoa; Chordata; Actinopteri; Blenniiformes; Blenniidae. The record is from RefSeq and is a predicted model, not a curated record. Gene Ontology annotation, biological process: protein phosphorylation; intracellular signal transduction. Bases 129 to 2816 code for a protein of 895 amino acids. Gene Ontology annotation, molecular function: protein serine/threonine kinase activity; ATP binding. The transcript is spliced from 21 exons. Gene Ontology annotation, cellular component: cytoplasm.
GAGGAGAACUCCACUGCGCCCGCGGAACUGCGCUCCGUCCUCAGAGAUAAGCUGCUCCCGCGGCUCGUCUCGCGCUGCAGAAUGUCAUCGUCGGGCAAGGACGCCAACAGCGGGGCACUACGCCAACUAUGUGGGACCGUACCGCCUGGAGAAGGACGCUGGGCAAAGGACAGACAGGUCUUGUGAAGCUGGGCGUCCACUGUGUCACGUGUCAGAAAGUCGCCAUAAAGAUUGUGAACAGAGAAAAGCUCAGCGAGUCUGUCCUCAUGAAGGUGGAGCGGGAGAUAGCCAUUCUGAAGCUCAUAGAGCACCCCCACGUUUUAAAGCUGCAUGACGUCUACGAAAACAAGAAAUACCUGUACCUGGUGUUGGAGCACGUGUCCGGUGGAGAGCUGUUCGACUACCUGGUGAAGAAGGGCCGAUUAACACCCAAAGAGGCCAGAAAGUUUUUCAGACAGAUCAUCUCAGCUCUGGACUUCUGCCACAGUCACUCCAUAUGCCACAGAGAUUUGAAGCCUGAAAACUUGUUGUUAGACGAGAAGAACAACAUCAGGAUAGCAGACUUUGGCAUGGCGUCUCUGCAGGUCGGGGACAGUCUGCUGGAGACCAGCUGUGGAUCUCCGCACUAUGCCUGCCCAGAGGUUAUCAGGGGGGAGAAGUACGACGGGAGGAAAGCCGACGCGUGGAGCUGUGGAGUCAUCCUGUUUGCACUUUUAGUGGGCGCUCUGCCUUUCGAUGACGACAACCUGAGGAACCUUCUGGAGAAGGUCAAGCUGGGAGUUUUCCACAUGCCGCACUUCAUUCCGCCCGACUGUCAGAACCUGCUGCGCGGGAUGAUUGAGGUGGACGCCACCAAGAGGCUGACGUUAGAGCAGAUCCAGAAGCAUACGUGGUAUCUAGCUGGAAAGAACGAGCCCGAGCCGGAGCAGCCCGUCCCGAGGAAGGUGGCCAUCAGGACGCUGGCCGCCGCCGAGGAGAUCGACCCCGACGUCCUGGAGAGCAUGCACUCUCUGGGCUGCUUCAGAGACAAGGAGAAGCUGACCAAAGACCUCCUGUCUGAGGAUGACAACCAGGAGAAGAUGAUCUACUUCCUGCUGCUGGAUCGGAAGGAGCGGUACCCGAGCCACGAGGACCAGAACCUGCCGCCAAGAAAUGAGAUCGCAGACCCUCCCAGGAAGCGCGUGGACUCGCCCAUGCUGAGCCGCCACGGCAAGCGGAGGCCGGAGAGGAAGUCCAUGGAGGUGCUGAGCGUGACGGAGGGCGGCUCCCCCGUCCCGGUGCGGCGAGCCAUCGACAUGGCCACCCACGGGCAGAGCAAAUCUGUUUUCAGUAAAAGCUUGGAUAUCACAAACGCUAACUGCAGCAAGGAGGAAAGGUCGCGGUCGAUCAGCGGGGCGUCCUCCGGUCUGUCCACCAGCCCUCUCAGCAGCCCUCGGCCCAACCGGCGGUUCUUCAUCCCGCCCCAGUCCCCAGACCUGUGCCAGUCCCCCAACUGCAGUCCCACCCACUCCCCCGAGGUCCGCCUCAACGGGGUGGGGCCCCGCACACCCAACUCCUUCCAGCCAAAGAUGGGGUCCCCCCUCAUGCACCCCCGCACGCAGACCCUCCCCGCCAAGCCCAGAAUGUCCGAGAAGCCCCUGCAGACCACCAGGUCCAACCCGCUCCCCAACACGGCCCAGACCCCCUCCACUCCCAAAUCCGAACCCUCCACGCCCUGCCAGCCUCUGGCUCCCUGCAUCCCCAACAGUCCCCGGGUGAGGCGUCACCCUCCCCUCACUGUCCCCCCCAAACUGUCCAUCCCCCUCUCGCCGGUGCCCCCCAUGUCGCCCCUCCGCCGGCACCACCUCCACCCUGACCACAACGGCAAAUCUGUCCCCAUCGCGCAGGUGACCCCUCACCCCUCCCCCAGAGGGAGCCCUCUCCCCACCCCCAAAGGCACCCCGGUGCACACGCCCAAGGACAGCCCGGCUGGCACGCCCAGCCCCACGCCGCCGCCCAGCCCCUCCAUCGGCGGCAUGCCCUGGAGGACGCGCCUCAACUCCAUCAAGAACAGCUUCCUGGGCUCGCCACGCUUCCACCGCAGGAAAAUGCAAGUUCCCACUCAGGAGGACAUGUCCAGUCUCACCCCCGAUUCCUCUCCAGAGCUGGCUAAGAAGUCGUGGUUCGGGAACUUCAUAAACUUGGAGAAAGAGGAGCAGAUUUUCAUUGUGAUCAGAGACAAACCUCUGAGCUCCAUUAAGGCCGACAUCGUCCACGCCUUUCUCUCUAUUCCCAGUCUGAGCCACAGCGUCAUCUCUCAGACUAGUUUCCGGGCCGAGUACAAGUCCACCGCCGGCCCCACGGUUUUCCAGAAGCCGGUCAAGUUCCAGGUGGACAUCACCUACACCGAGAGCACCAGCGCCACCAAGGAGAAUGGCAUCUACUCCGUCACCUUCACCCUGCUGUCAGGUCCGAGCCGACGUUUCAAACGUGUGGUGGAGACCAUCCAAGCUCAGCUGCUCAGCUCCAACGACCAGCCCGGCAUCCAGCCGCAGAUAUCCGAUGGCUCUCAGCGCUCUGCCUCUUUGCCCAGUAAAUCCUCCAAGCGUGGCAGCCCGUUGAGUAACUUCUUUGACGUAAUUAAACAGCUUUUUUCAGACGAGAAGAACCUCCAAGCGUCCCACUCCCCCAGCGGCGCCCCCGCCACGCCUAGCUCCCCCACCAAGCAUGCCCCCGGCAGCAAGCCCAGCCAGCCCCCGCCCAAUGACUCCAAAUGCCCCCCCGGCAAAGACAAAACAAAGACGGCGGCCGGCAACAGGACGCAGGAACAACCUUAAGGAGCGCUAGCUGUGCAUGAGUAGCCGCGGUGAUCAGGUCCCGACAGCAGAGAGGAGCGCUGCUAACUUUGCCCUUUAGCUCGGAGUGAAAACCACAAAACAGAUCUACUUUUUGCCUAUAAAUUUUGUACUGUAUGAUGGGAAUGGCUCUUUCAGUUCAUAAGUCGAUCAGUAUUUUACAAUAAGUAGCAAAUGUAGCUUGGUCGUCCCCCGUCGCCCUCCCCCCCCCCCCCGUGUCCCUCGCUGUGUCCCCGGGGGUCUGUCGGUGGGUGUGUGUCCUCAUCACAUGUGUGACGGCUUCACUUGUCUCUGCCACCAGGGAUCAUCCAUAAUAGCUAUUAACCUCGGCGGCCCUCCGAGACCAGUCGCCGCCGCCGCCGCCAGCUCAGCUCAGCUCAGCUCAGCCACCACAGUCUGAAGACUCAAAAUAAAAAAAUAAAAAUAAGACAGAGGACCCCUCACGCCCCCCCCCCCCCCCCCCCCCCCCCCUCCUCCUCUUCCUCCUCUUCGAGUUCUCUCUCUCUCCGGCUGCAUCAGUAGAGUCAACGCCGCCCUCCGCCGCCAAACCCGACACCAGAGACAUCUCAGACAAGUUGUACAAAGGAGAAAAAAAGCCUUAAGACAGUGAUGUUUGUCAAUCUACACACACACGCGGACACAAACACACACAGAGACUCACACACCUCCUUCCUGUAUCUUCCAUUCCUCCCAUGUGUACAUAAUUAAAAACACUUCUCUAAACAAACUUCUUUGCGGGAUGUAACGACUCCGUUCGAGGAUGCAGGAGAAGCAGCAGCAGCGCUGGACGGACGGACGGACGGACGGACGGACGGGCGCAGGCUGGAUUGUACUUCUUUUUAAUGUUGUGUUUCUUUGUGAGCGGCAGGAACGUUUCCCAGCUUUCUGUGAACAGGUUCUUGCGGUGAAAAGUCGCCCAUUAAAAGUGCGGUGAAGACGGGAGCGGGGUGGGGGUGGUGGGGCUGAUAUUCUAUAAAUGAAUGAUCUAUUCUGUUGUACAGACUAAAUAAUGUUGCGUAUGUACAAAAAAAAAAAAAAAAAGGUGUAGUUGUGAUAUUCUGUUUUUAGAGCUGUCGUCUUCUUUUGGGGGGUUUGUGUUCCUGUAGGGGGGGAG